AUGAGUUCUGAUGGCACAUUAUGGAGUGAGAAGAUGAAGACGCUCCAGGUGCGUUGUAGAGCGAAGUACGAGUAUCGUCAAGGCCGUGAACCGCCAGCAUUCACGAGGUUGUCGGAAGUUCUGGCUUUGGUUGUUGGUCCGCAGGUUAAGGAAGAGGUCGUUGGCGACCAGGCCAAUCUGCCGGAAGAUGCAGAUGCGGGAAGGACGGAGCCAGAGAUUGAGAGGGAUGCGCAAGUGAAGCAAGAGUUCGCUGAUGGUGCGACUGCUGAGCGAAGACCUGCCGAUGCAGUCCGGGUGAAGCAGGAGUUGAGAGAGGUGCAAGUGAAGCAAGAGACUCGAGAUUGA
Fulvia fulva is the source of this 345-nucleotide messenger RNA. RefSeq lists its product as uncharacterized. The transcript has a single exon. The record is from RefSeq and is a predicted model, not a curated record. NCBI's taxonomy places the organism in Eukaryota, Fungi, Ascomycota, Dothideomycetes, Mycosphaerellales, Mycosphaerellaceae. The coding region runs from base 1 to 345 and encodes 114 amino acids.